UUUCAAAAUUGUAAAUAUGUCAUUUUAAUUGCAAUUGAAUAAUAGGGUAACUUUGGAAACCCAUAGCAGACUCACUUUUCAACUAACGAUUCGUUCAAAAAAAAAAAAAGGAACCGACACUUUUCCGACUCUUCCACGGAGUAUACCCGGAGAAUGGGCUGAGGGAACGAGAGGGAGGGAGGAGGAACCGAAAGAGAAAAAAAGUUCAACCAAAAAUGGCUUCCUUGUCUUUGGAGUCUCCAGAACAAACGGAGAAUGGAAGCGCCGAGUCUGGACAAUCAGAAGCCCGAGUCAAAGAGGAAAACGACUCGGAAGAAGUUUCUGAGCGACUGUUUGAGACCUUCCCAAAGUCCGCGCUCGGCUUUUCCAGUGAGCAGGUCGCCUGCGUAUGCGAAGCUCUCCUGCAGGCGGGCAACGUGGAUCGCCUGUGGAGCUUCCUGGCUACCAUCCCUCCUUCGUCCGACGUGCUACGUGGCAACGAGACCCUGCUUAAGGCCCAGGCCCUGGUCGCCUUCCACCGUGAGGACUUCACAGGCUUGUACGCCAUCUUAGAGAGCCGCGACUUCCACCCGAGCAACCACGGGUUCCUGCAGGACCUCUACCUGAGAGCGCGCUACAAGGAGGCGGAGAGGUCGCGGGGUCGCAGCCUGGGCGCAGUGGACAAGUACCGGCUGCGCAAAAAGUUUCCCCUUCCGAAGACCAUCUGGGACGGAGAGGAAACUGUGUAUUGUUUCAAGGAAAAGUCUCGCAACGCCCUGAAAGAGUGUUACAAAGUUAACCGGUACCCAACUCCUGACGAGAAGAAAAAUCUAGCCAAACUUACAGGACUUUCUUUGACACAAGUGAGCAAUUGGUUCAAAAAUCGGCGACAAAGAGACCGAACUCCAUCCGGUACUAAUAGCAAAAGUGAAUCUGAUGGAAACCACAGCACAGAGGAUGAGGCUAGUAAGGCUGAUCUGGAAGACAUUACUGACAAAUCUGCUGCUCAAGAGGCUGGUGGUUCAACUGCUUCGCUCAUAUCCAUCUCUACUAGUGCCCCCUGUAGUACUGGAGGACAGCUUAUUCUCAAUAACACAGGGGGAUUUCUUACUAGUCCUCAUCCCCUGUUGCUCAAUGGGAGCCCAUUACUAUCAGGGACUGGAACUGGUGUCAUUAUUAAUGGACUGACUCUGAGUGAUGGUCAUGCAGUCACCCUCAGUCCCGUGACUACCAACACUCCCCUUUUACUCAAUGGGGCUCAGGUUAUAUCAAAGGGUAAUGGUAACAAUAGUGUCCCCGAAAACUGCAUUGCCAAAAUGGUAACGCAGCCCAACCUCACUAGCACAGUCCCUGUCUCACUGACGGAGGAAACCAAAGCCACCAACCAUAAUGUGUCUCCGUUGGACUUCAUUACUGUUCCAGAGGCUAUGAAGGCUCAAGAUAGCACCCAAAUUGUGCCUCCCACCUCUAUAUCCACAUCUGCAAUCUGUUCCACGGUGAUGACUCACACUUCCCUUACUUCAUUAGCAUUGACUCAAAAUGGCAUUCUUUCUUCUGCAGUUUCUCCAUCUGGUGUAGUUAAUUCCAACCUAGUGAUGCCACUACAAUCCAAUCAACAACCCGAGUUUCUGGUAGUAGCAACAGCAGGUUCCCAAAUAAAUCCUACUUCGUCUGUUUCACAAAUUUCAUCUUCUUCCACUGUAUCAAGCUCUCAGGUUCUUUCUUUGCCGCAGGUGGUACCAUCCAUCCAGGGCAUUCCAGUGUCUCAAUUAGUGCAGCACCCAGCAGGGACGCCGGUGUCUUGCCCUCAGUUGGUACCAGUGUCCCCCAUUUCCACUCAACUGUCCCAGAGUUCUGUCCCUCAGUUUUCAACUCCCAAUCUGCAAAUUGGGCACAGACCUAAUCUAUCUCAACUUCACAAUGGAUCCUCUGCACUUGGGGAGAACACUAUUGUGUCUGUCCCCCAGGUGAGUAAUGGGCAGGUUCCACAAGGGCUGACACUUCAGUUAACAGACCAGUCAAAUUCAGCUACCAGCACCCAGAUACAGACGCUGGGUACACAAGGCAUUCCCAUCUCUUCACCAACUCAAGUAGUUCCUGUUUCACAGUCCAAGGACACAGGGCAGCCCCAGCUGGUAACUUUGCCUCAACUCAUGCCUGUAUCCCCCAUUGCUGGAGCAUCUACAGGGACCAUAUCCUUCCCUCAGGUGGUCCCAGCAGCACCCCCAUUCUCCAUCCCAACUCCAGGAGGUGCUUUCCAAAUCUUAUCAGGCUCUGGAGGAGGUGUUAUGCCCCAGGGGGCUAUACGGAUAAGCCCCAUAGGACCUCCUCAGAGUGUGCCUACAGCUGGUGCAAUUCCAGGUGUCCAGCUUCUCAAUUCAGGUGUUCUUCAACUUCCCUCUACUUCUCCAGGUAACUUCUUCUUGGCAGGUGGCAGUCCCUUCCUGAGUGUUCAGAAUGGCAAACUCAUCCUCACCAUCCCAGCUGGUUUCCAGUUUACCAGUAUGCCCGUCAAAUCCAUUCCAGAAAACCCAGUCCCAAGUUUAAGCAGCAGCAGUGGACUAGAACAAACCUCAACAGGAACAUUACUACAAAAUCAGCCCAUCUCCCUAUCCUCUGUCCAGACCUCUAAUCCAUUUCAGUCAUCUCCAUUAAUUUGCUCAUCUGCGCUUUACUGUAGUCCUGAGACUGGAGCCCUGGCUAACCCUACACCAGGAGCCUCUCCAAACACCUCAGACUCACCAACCCCAACCCCUACUAGUGUUCUAACAUCUCAACAGACCCUCAGCCCUGAGAGCAUGCUUUCAUUCAGUCCUCUGAGCAGUGGGGUAGCCAGUGGUCCUCAUCUCAUUCAGCCUGCUUGGAGUCCUGUUCCACUGUCAUCGUCAUCUGGACUCACACUGUUUGAUGUACGUGGGAAAGGGGAUCUACCCGAGGACCCGGCAUUAUUGGGAUUACCAGGUGGGGAGUCCCUGCUAUUGGGUACCCCUCCUUCAAGUGAUGAUGUAGAUAGGGAAUCUCAUCUGGACGAUGUAGAGAUGGAUGGAGACUCAAAGAUUCUUACACAACUACAGUCUGUCCCAGUGGAUGAUGAUUUGGGUUUGUAACUAUACUUCACUUGGGCUGCCUUUUAGGAGCUCUUAGACAAUCUGGACAUAAAGUCCACAGCACUCUUCAUUUUGUAUGUGUCGAUGUAUGGCAUUAGAGAAAGGAAUCAAGAUAGACUCUGAGUAAAUGAUGAGCAUUUAUAUUUCCUUUAAAAAAAAAAAAAAAAAAAAUCCAAAAAAAAUCCAGGUCAAUCCACUCAUAAGCUUCUAGAUUUUGUUGGAUCUAACAUCAUAACCUUUUUGGGACUCACAGUAAAAAGUCAUAGGUCGUUGAGAUAUUAUCUCCCACAGAAAGACAUAGGGAGUAAUAUCAUGGAGCAUUUACCUUUUGGGUAUUUACCAAACAGCAGAGCUAUUUCUUUUUACAAUAGAAAUCAUUCAUUAUAGCUUGAAUUUUCCAGUCAGUCAGUUUAAAUACAGCUCAUUCAGAAAAGGCAACGCAAACCCGUUUAUCUGUCGAUUUUUAGCCACAUUUACAAAACUAAACUUUAUUGGAUUUUACAGCACAUUUUAAUGGGAAUUUUAAAGUAAUGGGAAUAAGAAGUCAUUUCUCUUUUCGUCUCCUAAAGUAAGAUCAUGUUUCACUCACAGCCGCCGUUCUCAUUGCUCUAUUUGUUUUAUUUGUCAUUGAUGACUGCAAGAAUUUCAGCAAACAUGCUGCUUGCUAAGUACAUUACAAGGUGGAUGUUUUACCAUUUACCCAAUAUGGCCAUAAAGGGGGACUUGUAUAAGUGCAUUAUGAUGCAAACAGAUCAUAGUAAUUUUCCUUAGUCACAGCUAUCAUUUAAAGGAUCAUCAUUAUAAAAUCUAAUAAUACACAUGGUUUGGCUCAUCCUGUGCAUUGUGAGAACUAAUAACCUUAGAAGACUGAUGAAAUCACACAGCGUAAAAACAAGCUUUAAUGAGGAACCCAGGAUUUUUUUUUAAAAAGCUUCUUUAUGAGCCAGACACCUGGAUAUGAUUGCGUGUUGACCUCGGAACAUGAAGUAGCCUAAACUAUACAUUGUAGAAAUGUGUAAUUAUUUUGUAAUUCGAUUACAUUUCACAUGACCACAUAAUACACUAUGCUUCUCGCUUUCUUUAGGAUCACUUUAAACGGUUUCUGAAACCAGGCUUGGAUUUUCCAGACAGUAAGCUUUAGUUCCCUUUGUGUAGGAUAUUUAGCUGAAGUUAUCAAUCAUUAACGUUGUUUUAUCCUCCAUGAGAGAAGAGGGAUGUUGCUUUUAAAGAGUAAACAACUGAUAAAGUGUAUUAUAAGGUAUUUUAUCACUUUUAGAUACUUUACUGUGCUGUCUGUCAGUGUGUACGGUAUAUACGUUUUGUCCUCUCACCUGCAUCCAAAGACUGAACGUUUUUCAGCAUGUUACUAGAUUGCCUAGGUAAUGUUAGCCAAUGACACCUAAUGUUUUCCUACACAUGCACAUUGUUGCUAUUUAAAUUAUGCACCAUCACCGUACAAGGAUUCUAUUACUAGACUCCAGAGACUAUUACUUUUCAUAGUUUCUGAUUUAACACUCCCAUCCAUCUCUACAGUGUAGCACAUGUUGAGAAGGUACUGUUCGUCAAGUUAUUAUUAUUAUUAUUAUUAUUAUUAUUAUUAUUAUUAUUAUUAUUAUUUUAAAAAAAAAAAGGUCUUAUUACCGUUAGAUUUGAUCUUUUUUAUCUAUGCAAUGACCAUUUUGUGUGAAAAGAAAAUUGGUGCUUUUAUUGUUUUUAGUCGACUCCAGUUUAAAGGUAAAUCUUGCGAUUCUGACACUAUUUUGAAUGUGACUCAGUUUUGACACUACAUGUUCAUCCAUUAUGUGCAAAUAUCAUGUUUUUUUUUUCCUCUUUUUAUAUUGAGAAUUUUGUAGGAUUUAUUUUCGUUACACACAAUGUCUAUCGUUUUUCAUUCUUGCGCAGCCACGAUAAUUGUUCAUUGAUGAUUCUGAAACCUAUGUCUUGUAUGAGGUAAGGCCAGAAAUUUUUCAAAGCUGUUGUUGUCCUAUUUCAUGAGUUACUUUGUGUAUGGACUGUACCUUACAUAUCUGCGGAAUUGGCUCACUCAUCCUUACUGACGUUUCUAGAUGCACACAAGGAUAAAAGCUGUUCAGUCAAAUUGGACUCCAUGUCAAAUUAUGGUGCUUACCUCCUGUAGGCUAACGUGUCAUAAUGUUUUGCACAAUUUAUCCAUGAACUUUUUAGUCAUUUACUCUGCUCUUGGUAAUAUCAUUGGUCCUACUGAAGCCAUUAACAAAUUUUGACCUAUAAUAUUGACCUAUAAGUAAGUGACAUAGUGACACUACCACAAUCUUUAUGUACUGUUAUGUUGUAGGAGACAACAUGUAUGUUGUUGUUCAUUCCAAUCUUAAAUGUGCCUUUUUCUUGUUCUGUAUGUUUUAUUUUCAGUGUAUGUUUAAAGCCUUAGCAGGGGUGGACAAAUCACUAGUCUGGGUACCUGAAGCAAGUAGGUUUAAUAUUCCACAGGGUGAUAAUAUAUCUGUAAUGGAGGGGCUAGAUAAUAUUUUCAAAAUCAGGAUGAUGAAGGGAAAUAGUGACAAAGCUGAGCCAAGUACAGUCCAGUGCAGCACAAAAACCUUAUUUCAAUGUGCAGGUACCUCGCAAUUAACACCUUCAGGCAAAAAUGGAGACUCUGACUCAAUUUAAUUUAAUGUUCGAGAGAACGCCAGAGCCUCCAAGCUGAAAUCUUAUUAGUCAAAGACUUCCUACCUUUUUGUGUAAAGUGCACAUAUGAUUCCGAUGAUAAGGAGAGGGGAUGUAAAGGUUAUAUAAAACCACCCUCACAGGGAAUCCAGCCCUAUUUCAGACCUCUUCAACUAGACUAAAUGUAGUCUAGGCAAUUAACAUAAUUUUCUUGUAGUGCUUGAAUUAAGUGGUAUUAUUCACUACAUUUUAGUCUAUUUAAAUAGAUUUCUGGACAUAACAUGUUGGGUAGCAUAAUGGAGCUUUGACUGGUGGGGCUGAUUAAUAACUGGUGAUUUGUCCACUCCUGAUUAAUUAGUUAUGAACCAGCAGUGUGCUGUUGGCAGAUCCACAGAUGUCCAUCAGAACUCUUCAUUUGCAUUUUCUAUAUAUUUUCUGGAAAUAGUUGUAUUUUAGAAGUGUAUUCAAAAUAGGACAUGUAGCAUUUAUAUGCCAAAGGCUUGUAUUACUUUUUCUGUUUUAGUUCUUCCAUGCACCUGAACAAUGUGUUGUUUUCCCAGUAUGUAAGAAACAAAGGGAAUUUGUGUGUGUGUGUGUGUGUGUGUGUGUGUGUGUGUGUGUGUGUGUGUGUGUGUGUGUGUGUGUGUGUGUGUGUGUGUGUGUGUGUGUGUGUGUGUAUUGGUGUAAAUGAGCAACAAGCAAUGAACUUUCCUGUUGCCGUUAUUGAAUGUUGUCGUUUUUUUUUGUGGCUUAUUUUAUCAUAGUUGUUACAGUACUAUCAGAUAUACAAAGCCACAAUCAUCUCCAUCCCAAGGAAAAUAUACAGCUAAUCAAGCCAAAGAAUUUUGCAAUGUACUUUAAAUUUAAUAAAGGGAUUUUUUUUAUUUCUUUUGUUCCCAGCAUGCUAAACAGCAUAUCUCUUUAAAAGAGCUGUUUUGUAUUUGUUAUAGUUAUUCUAUUUUUUAUAUUCAAUCUAAUUUUUUUUGGCAUUGUGUUAAAUAUACUUUGCAAUGCAAGCUGUUUGGUCUCAUUUUGUGGUUUUGAUGAAUGUCUUCACAUUUAUAUUUACAUUUACAUUUGCAUUUAAUCGUGUGUCUGAUGCCUUUACCCAAAGUGACUUUCUAGUCAGGCAGAACACAAUCCAAAUACAGAGCUGUGCUCCUUUAACAAAAUGUACGCAGUCAUUCAAGACCUGUUUGCUCCUUUAGUUUUGCAUUGGGAUUACAGACUCAUCUCUACUGCUAGUCAAAUAGUUUAUAGACUCUUGCAGAUUCUUGUGUUACUACAGCUUUAUUCCCCAAGUCAACAAAUCGUUAAAGAAUGAUAAUCAAGGAAACCAACAUCAUAUGGGUCUCUGGGUGUUUUCUUUAAGUCUGGUGCACUUUGGGUAAAACCAUUAAGUUUAUAGAUAAAAAAAUAAGAGACAGCUCUUUUAUAUAUGAUAGCGCUGAUUGAAUUCUCUAAUCUGAUUGGUCAGAGGUUAUGUCUGUCAAAAGGAAAAAGCAUCUAUUAGUUGAUUUGGUUGAAGUAUGGUUCUGUAUGGUGGGGUAUAUUAAAAAUAUUCAAGGAGUCAGUGCUAGCAAAUUGUACCCAGCUUUUUAAAGAGUCCUUCAUUUUAAAUGAGGAAGACCUUUGGUUCAACAUUUGAAACCACAAGACAGAUUAAAAAUAAUCUGAUGAUGUAUGGAAAAAAAAUGCAAAAUUUCCCUGUAGUGAAAAGUAAAAAAAAAAAAAAAGCUUAAUUUUUCCACCACAGCAAAAUCAUUGAGACAGAGGAUGUGCUAUGCAAUUUCUCUGCAACACGUGUCUCAUUAUCUCCAAGAGAAAGUCAAGCAAAGACUU
Messenger RNA from Tachysurus fulvidraco (yellow catfish), 7571 nucleotides. RefSeq names its product homeobox protein SIX5-like. Lineage: Eukaryota; Metazoa; Chordata; Actinopteri; Siluriformes; Bagridae. The transcript has 3 exons. The record is from RefSeq and is a predicted model, not a curated record. Bases 216 to 3086 code for a protein of 956 amino acids. Gene Ontology annotation, cellular component: nucleus; transcription regulator complex. Gene Ontology annotation, molecular function: RNA polymerase II cis-regulatory region sequence-specific DNA binding; DNA-binding transcription factor activity, RNA polymerase II-specific. Gene Ontology annotation, biological process: regulation of transcription by RNA polymerase II.